Tupaia belangeri chinensis (Chinese tree shrew) is the source of this 1869-nucleotide messenger RNA. Its product is annotated as vomeronasal type-2 receptor 116-like. Gene Ontology annotation, cellular component: plasma membrane. Gene Ontology annotation, biological process: G protein-coupled receptor signaling pathway. The record is from RefSeq and is a predicted model, not a curated record. Gene Ontology annotation, molecular function: G protein-coupled receptor activity. Lineage: Eukaryota; Metazoa; Chordata; Mammalia; Scandentia; Tupaiidae.
AUGAUAGAAAAGGCUAUCUGUGUGGCCUUUGCAGAAAAACUGCCUCCCACAAAAGGUGUCUUUUUUGCACAUGACUUAACUCUUAUGACGAGGAUCAGAGUUUCAUCUGCAAAUGUGUAUAUAGUACAUGGUGAUGAAGGGAGUGUCUGGAAGCUGGGAUGGGUAAAAGAAUUAUAUUUAAUUUGGGGAAAGGUACGGAUCAUGAGAAAUCUCUACUCUCCAGAGUGGAAUCGUAUUUUUGCUAAUUUUAAGAAGAUGCCAUACUUUUUCCAUGGAAGCCUGUUAUUUUCAAACCAGAAAAGGAAAAUUCCCGGCUUUAAACAAUUUCUCAAGACAGUGACCCCUUCCCAAUACCCAGAAGAUUUUUACUUCAGUAAACUCUGGGCUCAGUUUUUUCGAUGCUCACUUGCUGGAUCAUUCUGUGGCAAAAUUGGAAAGUGUCCACCAAAUUCUUCCUUAGAGUUUCUACAGUCUGAUUUGGACAUAAUGACCAUGUCUGACUCCAGCUUUUUCAUCUAUCAUGCUGUGCAUGUGGUGGCUCAAGUUCUUUAUAAGACACUUUUGCAGAAAAUAGAAAUGAGAUAUCCAGGAGAUGUAGUCCAACCUAUUCAUCACUGGCAGCUCCAUCCAUUUCUGAAGAAAAGCCAACUGACAAAUAGCAUUGGAUACAACAUGCCCCUUGGUGAAAGCAGAAAUACGAUACAGUAUGAUAUCCACAACCUUGUGAGAUUUUCUAAUAACACCUGGCUGUUAGUUAAAGUAGGAGAUUUUGUUUACAGGAACACCCAUAAUCUUGGCUUGGUCAUCAAUGAAGAGGUGAUAAACUGGCCUGUUAAAUUCAAAGAGACUCCUGAAUCUGUGUGUAGCCACAGUUGUGUUCCCGGAUUCCAGAAAAUUCCCCAAGAAGGAAGACCUGUUUGCUGCUUUAUUUGUGUUUUAUGCCCGGAGUCAGAUAUUUCAAAUCAAACAAAUGCAAAGCAGUGUAUCCAGUGCCCAGCUCAAGAGUAUUCAAAUAGUGAGAGAACUCAAUGUCUCCCCAAGCAUGUGACAUUCCUGGCUUUUGAAGAUGCUUUGGGGACAACCAUGGCCUGUAUGGCUUUGUGUUUCUUUGUCCUCACAGCUGUAGUUUUGGGAAUCUUUGUGAAGCACCAAGACUCUCCCGUUGUCAAGGCCAACAACCAGGCUCUCAGCUUUAUUCUGCUCAUCUCCCUCCUGCCAUGCUUCCUCUGCUCCUUGCUCUUCAUUGGCUACCCUAACACAACAACCUGUGUCCUUCAACAAAUCACAUUUGGCCUUGUGUUCACUGUGGCUGUUUCCACCAUUCUGGCCAAAACGAUUACCGUAAUUCUGGCAUUUAAGGCUAUGAAACUUGGGAGAAAAAUGAGGUGCUUGCUGGUAUCAGGGGCUUCAAAUUCUGUCAUUCCCAUUUGCUCCCUUAUCUAAAUUAUUAUCUGUGGAAUUUGGCUGGGAACAUUCCCAGAUGUAGACUCACACUCUGAGCCCAGAAACCUCAUCAUCAUGUGCAACAAGGGCUCAGUCACUGCCUUCUACUGUGUCCUGGGCUACCUGGGCUUCUUGGCUCUGGGGAGUUUCACAGUGGCUUUCCAGGCCAGGAACCUGCCUGACACAUUCAAUGAAGCCAAGUUCCUCACAUUCAGCAUGCUGGUGUUCUGCAGUGUCUGGGUCACAUUUGUCCCUGUCUAUCACAGCACCAAGGGGAAAUUCAUGGUGAUUGUGGAAGUCUUCUCCAUUUUGGCCUCCAGUGCAGGGCUCCUAGGCUGCAUCUUUGCCCACAAGUGCUACUUUAUUCUGUUAAGGCCUGAUAUGAGCUCUUGGAAAGCUUUAAAAAACAGAAGUGGUUUCAAAUAA